AUGUUAAAGAAACAACCAAGUUAUGGGAUUGGCGUCGUUGCUUACUGGGGGGUUGCAGUUAACGGUUUAGGUGGGUCAACGUACAAUGUUGUGUUGGAUAAGUUGACUUGUACAUGCAAUGUGUACGAUACACUUCAAGUGCCAUGUUCACAUGCAUUAGCGGCUGCUCUACAUAUAUGUGUUUCCUUGAAUACCACGGCCGGGGAGUGGUACAAUAUGAGUGUAUGGAAAAAAGACUACGCGGGUGACCUCCUCCCUAUUCUCGGACCGUCGGACAUAAAUAUAGGAGAUAAUUUUACGAGCGUGAAGAAGAUACCACCGGUGACACACCAACAAUCAGGCAAGCGUCAGAAAGUUCGGAUCCCAUCGACGAGUGACUUCAGUGGACAAUCUAAUGCGAAAAGCCUAAGAGCGUUAACAAGUGCAGUCGCUACCGCGAAACAGCGCAUAACCGUGCAACUUGCAAGUCUGGAAUCUCCUAAAAUAGUAGCCUCAUACCUUGCACCAAAUAAGGGAAUGCCCCCAACAUCCACUGUAGAAGUAACCAGCUGA
Arabis nemorensis is the source of this 552-nucleotide messenger RNA. The record is from the annotation of a GenBank genome assembly. NCBI's taxonomy places the organism in Eukaryota, Viridiplantae, Streptophyta, Magnoliopsida, Brassicales, Brassicaceae.